Suillus discolor is the source of this 1815-nucleotide messenger RNA. RefSeq lists its product as uncharacterized. Lineage: Eukaryota; Fungi; Basidiomycota; Agaricomycetes; Boletales; Suillaceae. The record is from RefSeq and is a predicted model, not a curated record. The coding region runs from base 1 to 1815 and encodes 604 amino acids. The transcript has 5 exons.
AUGAUUACGAUCAUUUGUAAUUAUCUCUUCGUGGAGCUUCUUGCCACCUGUGACAAAGACAACCACACUCAGCAUUCAACACUUAUGCCUGCCACCAUAGUAGCUCACCCUGAUCUUAAGCACGAUUGCAGUUCUUUCAAUCCAAAUUUCCCUAGCCAUUACAAGCGCUAUGAAACUAGAAGUUUCACUAAUGCACAGGCGACACGCAGUACCAGCAAUGCUGCCAGCAGCCUGAGAACCCCCAGCGAAAAUCAAUACAAGCCAAAGCUCCUGAAACAUGGGCCAGUGUCCCCGGGAUUGCUGCUGGGAAACAGAACUACAGAACCCCGAUCCAUCAAAACAUGCCUGCCUGUGGAGCAGGAGACACAAGAUAACAAAUCAGUUGAUUGUGAAGAGGGUACAAGCGAUGUUGCCACUACCACAGCAGAUUCAUUGUAUGAUCAUGAUAUCCAGAAGUCCUACCACUCUGAACACUUCACUCCAAAUGUACAAAAUGUUUUGAAGUAUUUAACUGGACUGGCUCUGGUAGAUACCUACAUGGGAUUCCAUGGUGUGAAACCACGAGAAUUCGAAAUAAUAGAACACGAGGUGGAAGAAACGGGCUGCAUAUUGACAAAGCCCAGGCUCGCUUAUGACUAUAACGAACACCUUCUUACCAUCCAUAUGCCUACAGUCCUGCAUGAAGCUUUUCACGAUGAUCUGAAGGAUUCGUUCACAUCCGCUAUCAAAGAUCUUCCUUACAAUCGCAGGAUCAUUCGUCCUCAAGUUUACAUGAACUACAAACUCCGGCUCAAGAGCAAAUCGGUCAUGCCAGAUAUGGUCAUCUCACUAACUGCCACGCAGGGGCCCACACAAAAACUGCUUAUUCCCUACAUAGGAGAAACAGCAUUGACAGAGCAAUGGGAUCAUGUAUUCAAGAAAAUGGAAUCGAUGAUCGUCGCACAUCCAGAGAUCAUCUUGGCUUCGAUCGUAUUGGUACGCGAAGCCAAACGCUACACCUCCCCUCAACAAGAUUCCAUCGCAACGGAUACGUUACACAACCGUUGCAAUGGUGAAGAGAAGCCCGACCCCUUGUCUCUCGAAGAAUUUAUCACUCAACGUUCAACACUACAGAACUUCGAGGAACCUGUACAAGUCAGUGAUCACACAUGGUGUCACGUCGAGUCUGUGGAGUAUUUUGUUUGGAUUAAAGGAGAUAAGGAUAGGGCGAUUGACAUGCGUAACGGCAAGCCAGAGGACAGAGCAUACGGCGUCUUACUGCCUGAGCUGCACAUGGACGACAUCACAAAGAUAUUCGACCGAGGAAUGUCGCAGAUGAGAGACCUCUUCCUCUUGUUCCAGAAAGACCUUGACCCUAAGUCUGCCAUUGAUCAUUCCUCUCUUGCAAAUUUCGUCAUCCCACCGUUCCCCAUUGACUGGGACCUUGGCUCGCUGGGAGUCCUGACUGCAGCGGACCUCACUGCAUACACACGCUAUGUCGACUGGCAUGACGUGCGUUUCAGAGGCGCCAAGCACACGCAUGAUUCGUCUUAUGAGCCUUCGGAAUCGGAGUACGAUGGCAGUAGCUCCGAGUCUGGGGAAGCUCACUCAUCGAAGCCUAGUGCAAGCACCCCCAACGUCCCCCCCCAUCUUACGUUCAGAACCUUCACGGUUGGUCAUAGUAACUCCGACUCUACACCCGUGGCGCAUGUCGCCAGCAACUCGAUGGCUCCCACCGCGACGAGCCAGCCUGAAUCCUCGAAGGUCAGAUCGAAGUCCAAGGGCAAGGGCAAGGGUCAUCGCAGCAGGGGUCCCAACAAGCGUGCAAGAACUUAG